UGACAUUUCGAGGGGAAGGUCAGAGCUGCGCCUCGUACACUCGCGGCCUCUCAACCCCCAGGGACGACGAGUCUGACAACGCUGUUGCACCACAGCCAGACCAGGCCAGUUCCGAGUCGCCCACCAUGCCGGCAGAAGAAGCGCCGUUGGGCAAGCUCGAUGGCCUCGAGCUGCCAGCUGCAGCAGACAUGCAUGUGCAUUUGCGGGAGGGCGAUAUGACCGAGAUUGUGGUGCCCACCAUUCGCCAAGGCGGCGUCAAUACUGUGUUUGUCAUGCCAAAUCUCGUGCCUCCGAUCACGACAGUCCAUCAUGCUCUCCAAUACAAGAAGCGCCUCGAAGAGCUGGAGCCCAAUGUCCUCUUCCUCAUGUCACUGUACCUGCACCCUAACAUCAAGCCGGAGACCGUGAUUGAAGCCAAGAAGAAGGGUAUUGCUGGAAUCAAGUCUUAUCCUCAUGGAGUUACCACAAACUCGAGCCACGGUGUCAUGUCGUACGAAGACUUCUAUCCCGUUUUCGAGGAAAUGGAACGCCAAGAUAUUGUGUUGAACCUCCAUGGAGAGCUCCCGCCGUCUGCCGGCUCCGACAUCACCGUUCUGAACGCCGAAGAGGCUUUCCUACCUACUCUUCUGGACCUUCACAAGCGCUUUCCCAAUUUGCGAAUCGUUCUCGAACACUGCACUACCGCAGCGGCGAUCAAUGCAGUCAACUCAUGCAGCGACAAGGUAGUGGGCACCAUUACUGCCCACCAUCUCUUCUUGACCGUCGACGACUGGGCCGGCGACCCGCAUUGUUUCUGCAAACCUGUGGCCAAGAACCCUUCAGAUCGAAGAGCACUCCUCGAAGCCGCAGUGAGUGGCAAUCCAAAGUUCUUCCUCGGCACUGAUUCCGCACCUCAUCCCGCCAAAUCGAAGCGCAGUGAUAAAGUCGCCGCCGGCGUUUUCACACAACCGCAUGCUGUAGGCCUUGUCAUCGAUGCCUUUGAGCGAGGAGUGGAGAAGCAGUACAUCAGUGCCGACGAUGUGACACCGGAGAAGCUGAAAGGAUUUCUCUCCUCGUACGGUCGCGAUUUCUACAAGGUGAAGGAUGAGAAGAACGAGCGCAUUGUGCUGAGCAGGAGUUCGGCCGCGAUCGCUGAGAGUUUGAAGAACGAGGACGAAUCGAUUGAGGUCGUUCCCUUUAGGAGAGGGAAGAUGACGUGGGGCGUUUCGUGGAAGUGAAGACGGGGAUCAGCAAAGACCUCAUCGUAAGAGGCUGUCAUUUGCUUCCACUACGAAUGCAACAUUGGUGUCAAAAUUGAGCACUCUGCAAGUCCAGCCGAGCGCGAUAAGCCCAGCGGCGUAGUGACGUGACGUUGGAGAAUAUCAAAUACUAAGAUGCAGACACAUUUUGACCUUUCCAAAUCCGGUAGCAGACUAAACGCCUCGCAUAUCUCGUAUAGCUUCGGGUAUCAUUCUCAUGAACUGUCACAACGCCGCCACUACUGAACCAUCCAUCCCU
Molecule: messenger RNA, 1497 nt
Organism: Cercospora beticola
Lineage: Eukaryota; Fungi; Ascomycota; Dothideomycetes; Mycosphaerellales; Mycosphaerellaceae
Gene: URA4
Product: dihydroorotase
Biological process (GO): pyrimidine nucleotide biosynthetic process; 'de novo' pyrimidine nucleobase biosynthetic process
Cellular component (GO): cytoplasm
Molecular function (GO): dihydroorotase activity
Source: RefSeq, a predicted model, not a curated record